Messenger RNA from Gasterosteus aculeatus aculeatus (three-spined stickleback), 2597 nucleotides. It is a transcript of the gene mnmip1, whose product is annotated as SH3 domain containing 21. Lineage: Eukaryota; Metazoa; Chordata; Actinopteri; Perciformes; Gasterosteidae. The record is from RefSeq and is a predicted model, not a curated record. Gene Ontology annotation, molecular function: protein binding.
ACGAGGCGCCUCGGGGAAACUUGCCCAAUGUUAAUGUUUGACAAGUAGGAAGACGGGCUCUCGGUCUGAGAUAACGCAACCGCACUCUCUCUCUCUCUCUCGGUUCUCCUUCUCCUUCUCGGGUGGCUUUUGUUGCUUUGAGAAGGAAUUACACGUUCAAAUCUGAGGGAGAAAGACCGAAAAGAGAACAUGGAGGUCCUGGUGCUGGUGGACUUCGAGGGCGACGCGGGAGACGAGCUCACGGUCAGGAUGGGGGACGUGGUGGUAAACGUCACCAAGGCCGGCGAGGAGGGAUGGCUGGCGGGCGAGCUGAGGGGAAAGCGGGGCAUCUUCCCCGCCAACUUCGCCAAGGAGGUGCCGGUCUAUUUGAUCGGGAGUGGCGAGAGGGAACCCCGCAGCAUCAGAAAACCAAAGCAGGCGAAGCACACGAGGAAAUGCGAGGUGGCGUUUGCCUACGAACCCGUCAGCCAAGACGAGCUGCAGCUGGUUUUGGGGGAGACGAUAGAGAUCGUCAAAGAGAUCGAAGACGGGUGGUGGAUGGGCGUGAAAAACGGCCAAGUUGGCGCAUUUCCCUCAAACUUUGUCAAGGAAAUUUUCGUUUCCCCUAAAGACGGAAAGCACAGCGAGGGAAAGACGAGGCCCAAGCUCUCGGACACGAUGUUCAACAAGGAAAUGUCUCAGAGGACGAGUGUGCGGAGCAAAACCAAAAACGUGGUGGAGUGUUGCCAAGUCAUGUUUGACUACCAGCCCAAAACAGACGACGAGUUGGCGCUGAAGAAGGGCGACGUCGUCGUCGUGCUGAGAAAGGAAACGGAAGAUGAAGGCUGGUGGGAAGGAGAGCUGAACGGACGCUGCGGCUUCUUUCCUGAUAACUUCGUCAUGUUGAUCCCACCGAUUACCAGUCUGCAAUCCGGGACCCUAAACCAACCGCCUGCACGCAACAACAGCAUUAAAGUCCCAGAGAAGACCGAGGGCUCAGCGAUGGAAAAAGCCGGUCCUGCAAAGAUAAAAGAUGAUAAACCACAGGUUAAGGACCUGCGAAGUAACCCUCCAAACCGAGUCAAGCUGCCGUCCUUCAAGCCCAGCCCGCCGCCGGUCAAAGACAAACCCGGCAAGGCUUCGCCCAACUCCACGAACGGGGACGCGGCUUCCGUUUCACCGAAACAACCGGAAGAGAAAGAGGCCGACCAGUUUGAUGGCGUGGACGUGCAAACCGAGAAGCUCUGCCAUCCUACAGCCAACAGAGCCAAACCCCCCAACAGGAGGCCGCCGUCAGGCCUGGUUACCGAUACAGCGAAUCUCCUGUCGCCCGCAAAGCCGGAUCAACCGCCCAAGACGCCGCCGCCGGCUCGCCCGGUGCCCCCGGCACCCCCCAGAGUCCCUGUGGGGCCCAAAGCUGUGACCCAUAAAGAAGAUGUAACUGUGGAAGGCCUGCAGGCCGAGAUCAGAGAGCUGAGGAUGUCUCUGGAGCUGCUGCAGAGACAACACGACCGAGACAUGCAGGAAGUGAGAGAAGAGCUGCGGGCGGAGGGGAACAAGCGAGAGACGCUGCAGGAGGAAGUGCACAAUAUGAGGAAGAAAUAAUCCCGACACGGGCUGCGUCUGCGUCAUGUGGGGGUUGCGUGCUGGAUAAACAUUUUUCUGAUGUGCAAUCGGGAUGGAGAAGACGACCGAGCCGUCCCACUGCAGGAACACGAGCAAGGGCCGAAGUACGAGGUGUAGUUGGACACAGGAUGGUCCCAAACCUGCACUCGACUGGAGAAACUUAAUAAUCAAAGACUUUGAAAUGAACUGGUUGGGUCUUUUACAUAUUCAAAUGCUGGAAAUGACAAAUGUCGGUUCUAAUGCGAUUACUCUGGGUUGUAAAUUCAUAUUUUGCAUUUUCACCUUUACUGUGGUCUCUAAUGGUUUUAACACAUGUCUAUGCAGUAGUCCAUAGGAUGAAAUACUGUGUUGUCUGCCUGCAAAGACCUAAAAUUAUAUUUUGAGUCAUGUAAAAGGGCUUUGUUUCUUGAAUGUUAAUGGAGCUGAUUUUCUACAGCAGAAUGUAAUGCUGCAUCAAUCCACUGGGGGGCACUGUGACUAUUCUACAUAAAGAGUCAACUUUUUAGUGAACGCUGUGACCAUACAAAACAACUCAUUUAAUUUAAAAGAACAAAUGUUUUUAGACGUACGCAAAUCACUGAUGUUAUCGGUGGAGGCCUUUUUUGAACAAACUUAAAAAAUCACCAUUGAAACACAUCAGGAGUUCAAGGGAGUUUGUGACCGGCUGCAUUUCUUGCAGUUGAGUAGAAAAACUGACUCACUCUGCAAACCCUGAACUCGGAUCAAUGCAAAGGAGAGAAGAGAAUUUAGAGACAUUAUUCUCACGCACCAUAAGUCAAGACAUUUAACUUGAAUGAGUGUAGUAUAGAUUUGGUUUUCCACCAACGGUGGUGGUGAAGAGCCGCAUCUGGACAACAGCUGUAACUCAUCAGGGACCGGGUACUUCUAAAACUUCCCUGGGAACCAACUAUUUUUAAAAUCUGUGUCGAGUAACGGUCAUUAAGUGCACAUUCCCUCGUAGACGGGGGUGAAAUAAAUUCCACUGGACAAAA